CCUCCCCCGGCAGCUGCGAGGAGGGGAUCCGGGCGGCGGCCGCCGUCGUCUGCUGCCUGCGAGGAGGACGCCCAGCCGCGGGAUCGGGGCCCGGGGAAGGGCGCUCCCGGCCUCUGUUCCUGAUGAAAGACACUUUCCAAGGAUGGACUACAUAAGCGAGAACUUCCCGGUCCCUUGUGGGCACGACAAGUACAUUUCGAAAAAUGAACUGUUGUUGCACUUGAAGACCUACAACCUCUACUACGAAGGCCAGAACUUGCAGCUCCGGCAUCGAGAGGAAGAAGGGGAGUUCAUCGUGGAGGGCUUGCUGAACAUCUCCUGGGGGCUGCGCAGGCCCAUCCGCUUGCAGAUGCAGGACGACAACCAGCGCAUCCGGCCCCCUCCUUCUUCGUCCUCCUGGCAUUCCGGCUGCAACCUGGGAGCACACGGGUCAGUCAUAAAGCCGUCAACCUUACCAGACAUUCAGGUCACGGAGGCCGAGCCCUCGUCAGAUGGGGACGGAAUUGACGGGGGAAUUGAUGACAACGAUCUCAAAGCCCAGCAAGAAGAAGCGCCACAGCUGAUGCGGACACGGAGCGAUGUGGGCAUGCGCCGCAGGGGGACUCUCCGCACCCCGAGUGAGCAGCGGAGGAUCAGGCGGCACCGCUUCUCCAUCAACGGGCAUUUCUACAACCACAAAACAUCGGUUUUCACGCCUGCCUACGGCUCCAUCACGAAUGUCCGCAUCAACAGCACCAUGACGACGCCUCAAGUUCUCAAGCUUCUGCUUAACAAGUUCAAGAUUGAGAACUCAGCAGAGGAGUUCGCCUUGUACAUUGUUCACACCAGUGGAGAAAAGCAGAAGUUAAAGGUGACAGAUUACCCACUGAUCGCUCGGAUUCUGCAGGGACCCUGCGAACAAGUUUCCAAGGUGUUCUUGAUGGAAAAGGACCAGGUGGAGGAAGUCACUUACGAUGUUGCUCAAUACAUCAAGUUUGAAAUGCCUGUCCUGAAAAGCUUCAUUCAGAAACUCAAAGAGGAAGAAGAUCGUGAAGUCAAGAAACUAAAACAGAAGUAUUCUGUCCUGCGUGUAAUGAUUGAGCGACGAUUAGAAGAGAUCUCCGAAGGGCCGGCCACCAUGUGAAGCCUUUGCCCUCGGGCGGACUUUGCUGCCACUGCCGGGGGGCCCAGAAGAGCCACGCC
Molecule: messenger RNA, 1182 nt
Organism: Lacerta agilis (Sand lizard)
Lineage: Eukaryota; Metazoa; Chordata; Lepidosauria; Squamata; Lacertidae
Gene: RASSF2
Product: Ras association domain family member 2
Exons: 11
Coding region: 143-1123 (326 amino acids)
Biological process (GO): positive regulation of JNK cascade; signal transduction; positive regulation of protein kinase activity
Cellular component (GO): nucleus; cytoplasm
Source: RefSeq, a predicted model, not a curated record